ACCUACCUUCUGCAGCCCCAUUCUUCUGUUCUGUAGCACUCUCUAGUCUCUUCAGUUAGCUAGCACUAUUUAACUUCCAACAAUACCUUUAACAUUUUCUCACCUCAUUGAAUCCACAUUUUCCUUGCCAUUUUCCAAGCUAUGUCAACCUCUAAAACCUCCUUCAAAGGAUCAUCAUAUGAUCCAAGUCAAACCCAAAUGUGCCUAUCUCUUCUUCAAAGAAACACUUCUCCUUGUGGUGAGAGAAGAGGUAAGAGGAAGCAAGCAGAACCAGGAAGGUUUCUUGGUGUUAGGAGAAGACCAUGGGGUCGCUAUGCCGCUGAAAUCAGAGACCCUUCAACCAAAGAGAGGCAUUGGCUUGGCACAUUUGACACUGCUCAAGAAGCUGCUCUGGCUUAUGACAGAGCUGCUCUGUCCAUGAAAGGAAGCCAAGCAAGAACCAACUUUGUUUACUCUGACAUCAAUUUCCAACCUCUUAUAGCCACUACUCCUAUGGAUGAUGUUAGAGUUCAAGCUCUCUUGCCAGCUUCAGAGCUACUCACUCACACUACUCAGAGAAAACAACAAAUAACCAAUCAGAAUAGCAUGUCUCAGCUUGACAAUGCUCACAGUGAAAAAAAGUCAAACACCAUAUGUGCUGAAACUUCAUAUGGGUCAGUUCAGGAUGAAAAUUUCUUCUUUUCCAAUGAUUCUAAUAACUCUGGUUAUCUGGAAUGCAUAGUUCCUGAUAAUUGUUUCAGACCUACUUCAAGUGAUCAAAAGAUUAGCACAAUUUCUAUGGAGAGUGCUAAUCAGCUAAAUGUUGGCAUGGCUUCAUUCUCUGAAGAAGCCACAAAAAUGCCACCACGUUCUAGCUUUUCAGAGUUUUCUUAUCCAAGUGAAGGUUUCUGGGAGGAUCAGCAUUCAUGGGAUUGGAGUUCCAAUGAACUUUCAGCUAUAUUUAACAACCCAUUAAGGGUUGAAGAUAGGUGCAUGGAUACAUUAUAUGAGUAUCAAAUCACUGACUGUCCAAGCUAUGGGCUAAUGAACCAGAUUGCUUCUUCAUCAGCAACCUGUUCUCCAUCAUUUCCACCCUUUGGUGGGGAUGUAGACUUGGGAUACCCACUCUUCUGAGCUUUGAAUGAUUGCUUGUAUCAAGGAGUGAAGCUAGGAAAAUGACUAUAAGACAUGUGCGUGGUGGUGACACUUGACAAACAAGGAUUGAGAAAGAAAAAGAAGCAGAGAAAUAAGUAAUAGAUAUGAUAUAUGAUGAGUGUGACAAAAAAAAUAUUGAUGAAUAGAAAAAUGAGGGGCAUGUAAUGUGUUUAAUUGCAUGAUUUAAGUGUCUAAAUAUAAUUGAAGCCUUAGCUUAGUCCUCCCUUGUGUACUUGCAUUGCAUGCACUUGUACUUUCUUUUGUUUUGUUUUUCUUUUUGUCUUGUAACUUGGGUCUAGCAAGCCUUUUUCUUGUAAUUCAACUACAAAAUUGCACACAUGGGGUGAGCUCUUGAGGGUUUAGGAUGCUGAAAAAAGCUAUAUUGUCCUUCUCCCUUUUAUUUACCAACUAAAUAGGUUUGAAA
Lotus japonicus is the source of this 1558-nucleotide messenger RNA. RefSeq names its product ethylene-responsive transcription factor ERF086-like. NCBI's taxonomy places the organism in Eukaryota, Viridiplantae, Streptophyta, Magnoliopsida, Fabales, Fabaceae. Gene Ontology annotation, biological process: regulation of DNA-templated transcription. The record is from RefSeq and is a predicted model, not a curated record. Bases 142 to 1113 code for a protein of 323 amino acids. Gene Ontology annotation, molecular function: DNA binding; DNA-binding transcription factor activity. The transcript has a single exon.